Messenger RNA from Ichthyophthirius multifiliis, 297 nucleotides. RefSeq lists its product as hypothetical. The record is from RefSeq and is a predicted model, not a curated record. NCBI's taxonomy places the organism in Eukaryota, Ciliophora, Oligohymenophorea, Hymenostomatida. The transcript is spliced from 2 exons.
AUGCUCGUAGGCCUAGAUUAUUAAUAAUACUAUGAAGAAGCUAGAUAUGUUGUAGCUGGUUUAUAUAUUUUGAGUUCUUUAAUUUUACUAAGCAAUUGCAAAAUAGUUCCUUUUUUAGUAACUUUAGGAAUUAUAGCAAACACAGUUUUAUAAACUUUGCCAACUUUACUUGAAAAUAACUAAGAUUAAAAUGCACUUGCAACGGUUUUAAAAAAUGUUUCUAUUAUAGCUGGUCUUUUUUAUCUUAUGGGUAGCUCUUCUUCAAGCUGCAGAAAUAAAAAAGUAAAAUAAGAUUGA